Messenger RNA from Scleropages formosus (Asian bonytongue), 2387 nucleotides. RefSeq names its product D-2-hydroxyglutarate dehydrogenase (gene d2hgdh). NCBI's taxonomy places the organism in Eukaryota, Metazoa, Chordata, Actinopteri, Osteoglossiformes, Osteoglossidae. The transcript has 10 exons. Bases 158 to 1786 code for a protein of 542 amino acids. Gene Ontology annotation, molecular function: FAD binding; catalytic activity. The record is from RefSeq and is a predicted model, not a curated record. Gene Ontology annotation, cellular component: mitochondrion.
CGUAUCAGUACGGAAUAGAAGGGAACGGACAUGGGUGUUAGACGAGGAUACGAAUUUCAGACAGCAUUUUACAUUUGACUUUAGUUCCGCUAAGUUAGUAAUGCAGUUGGCGGCACACCGAAUGGAGCAUUGCUGAAGUUAACCUUAGCAGUAUUGCAUGUUGUGGACAGAUUUGAUGAUGGGUUUAAACAGACUCAGAGGACUUGGCCCUCCAGCCACACUAUGGAGGUUGUGCUUACAAUGUUCUCCUGCUGUGGCCAUGUUGGAUCGUGUCCCAUCUGCCCUUGGGGUUCCUCCCCUGGGGCUGGUGGCUCUCAGACUGUCUCGUGGCAUCCAUGGUAGGGGAGACCAAACCAACCACGCUGCCGGCAAUCGUGUACCUUGUCGGUUUCCUUUCUCAAGAGUGUCUAAACAAGACUUGGCCUUCUUCGAGAACCUCUUGCCUGGAAGGACCAUCGUAGAUCCUGAUGUGCUUAUGACCCACAAUGUGGACUGGAUGAAAUCAGUACGAGGUUCUAGUGAGCUACUGUUGAGACCCCAGACUACAGAGGAAGUUUCAAAAAUUCUUAAGUACUGUUGUGAGCGGCGGCUGGCAGUGAACCCUCAGGGUGGGAACACGGGGCUGGUGGGUGGAAGCGUACCUGUGUAUGAUGAGAUCAUACUCUCCACUUCCCUCAUGAACCAAAUCUUGAGUUUCGACCAGGUGUCCGGAAUUAUCACUUGUCAGGCAGGCUGUGUGCUGGAGAAUCUGUCCAACUACCUGGAAGAGCGUGACUUUAUCAUGCCUCUGGAUCUGGGAGCAAAGGGCAGCUGUCAGAUUGGAGGCAAUGUGGCGACUAAUGCAGGAGGGCUCCGCCUUCUCCGCUACGGCUCCCUGCGUGGCACAGUGCUGGGCCUGGAAGUGGUGUUGGCUAGUGGGAAGAUUUUGAACUUCCUAACAGCUUUGAGGAAGGAUAACACUGGCUAUGACCUCAAGCAGCUGUUUAUUGGGUCAGAGGGCACACUUGGCAUCAUCACGGCCGUGUCAAUCCUGUGCCCACGGAGGCCAAGAGCAGUCAAUGUGGCUUUUUUAGGUUGCUCUAGUUACAAAAAGCUUCUUGAGACCUUUCAGUGUUGCAGGGGAAUGCUGGGAGAAAUCCUCUCGGCAUUUGAAUUCUUGGAUAGUGCCUGUAUGAAAUUGCUGGAGAAGCACCUGAAACUCAUCAAUCCCAUAGCAGAGAACUCGUUCUACAUUGUCAUUGAGACAGCAGGGUCUAAUGCCGACCAUGACAAGGAGAAGCUUCACAAUUUCCUUGAAGCAGUAAUGGCAUCAUUCCUGGUAACUGAUGGAACUGUGGCAACAGAGGAUGCAAAAAUUAAGGCGCUCUGGUCAAUUAGGGAGCGAGUCACAGAAGCCUUGACACAUGAUGGUUAUACCUACAAGUAUGACAUCUCUCUUCCCUUGGAGAAGAUCUACCAAUUGGUGGAGGACAUGAGGGAGUACCUUGGAGACAAAGCCAAGAAUGUGGUCGGCUAUGGUCAUGUUGGUGAUGGGAACCUCCAUUUGAACAUUACCUCUCACUCCAAAGACCAAGCCCUACAGGAAGCCAUUGAGCCUUAUGUGUACGAAUGGACCGCCAGGUACCGGGGCAGCAUCAGCGCCGAGCACGGCCUGGGCCUCAAGAAGAGAAACUACAUACACUUCAGCAAACACCCUGAGGCUGUGGCCCUCAUGAAGGAUAUUAAGCACAUGUUGGAUCCCCACAGGAUACUUAAUCCCUAUAAGACCUUGCCAGACCAGGGCUGAGGGUAUACUUUUUUUUUUUUUUAAAUACACAGCUAAUUUAGAUAGGCAGGUUUAGCCUAAAAGUGUAGGGGGAAAAAAGACAUUUAACAGAGUUAACUAAAUUUCUCCAAGAUCAGUGGUUUAAGCGUGAUCAGAUAAUUCUUGCAUUUAUAUGCUUUAAUUAGAAAGUUUUCCCCUUAAUGAUCUUAAUGUUUAGAAGGCUAUUGCACAUUCAGUAGUUAGCAGAUGAAGAUGAGAUUUUUAGCUCAAAAUAGAUGAAUUUUCUUAGCAAGCCACCACUAUUCAUUUUGAAUAUAUAGAGGUUGUGAGGCACUGUGGCCACAGAACAUGACAGAAGAAAAAUCACAUCAGCAAUGCAGUGAACAUGUCUUUAUUGCAUGUAAAAAAGCAACAUAACAUGUUUUAAAGAGACAUGCCUCUUUAAACCAAAUAUAUCCAAGAGAAGCUGAUACUGUAAUCAGUUUUUACCCAAAAACUAAAACUUUCAAAAAUUGUUUAAAUUGCAAAAUCUGUCAUGCAUGGUCUGUUCAACAAAAUGUACAGAAUAGUUGCACUCAACUAUAAAAUGACCCUAGCAUUAAAUAAACUGCUGUUAGCAUUA